Messenger RNA from Alexandromys fortis (reed vole), 379 nucleotides. Its product is annotated as ubiquitin-conjugating enzyme E2 variant 2-like. The record is from RefSeq and is a predicted model, not a curated record. The transcript is spliced from 2 exons. NCBI's taxonomy places the organism in Eukaryota, Metazoa, Chordata, Mammalia, Rodentia, Cricetidae. Bases 1 to 279 code for a protein of 92 amino acids.
AUGGCGGUCUCCACAGGAGUUAAAGUUCCUCAGAAUUUUUGCUUGUUGGAAGAACUUGAUGGACAGAAAGGAGUAGGUGAUGGUAUGGUUAGCUGGGGCCUUGAAGAUGAUGAAGACAUGACAUUUACAAGGUGGACAGGCAUGAUUAUUGGGCCACCAAGGGUGGAUGCACGAAGCAUACCAGUAUUAGCAAAAUGGCAAAAUUCCUAUAGCAUUAAAGUUGUCCUCCAAGAGCUAAGACGUCUAAUGAUGUCCAAAGAAAAUAUGAAGCUUCCAUGACCCCCAGAAGGACAAACAUACAACUGAUUUUAGUGGAUCUCAAACUUGUCUUAAAUCAACAACCUUCUACUCAUGUUAGUCUUUAUUAAAUAUCACCAUG